Funneliformis mosseae is the source of this 1764-nucleotide messenger RNA. NCBI's taxonomy places the organism in Eukaryota, Fungi, Glomeromycota, Glomeromycetes, Glomerales, Glomeraceae. The record is from the annotation of a GenBank genome assembly.
AUGAGAAAAACAAUAUUCAUGAUAAUAGGAGCAGCGCUUCUAAAUAUCAUCAUAACUAUUAACGCUAUAAAUGUGCAAUCACCUCAACCACCACCUCGGUCGUAUCAAGAUGGAAAUUUCUUUUAUAACAAGAUGAGAAGCGACCUGACAUCGAUUUUAAGUAAUGAUAAAAUAUAUUUUUUCGGCGGUGAAACAUUCAACAAGUCCGAUUCAAGUCAAAAGAUAUCGAAUGAAUUGUUCACAUUGGACGUUUCGUCCCUGGAUCUUAAUAAUAGCAACGACACUUUUAAUACCGAAUCGUUGGGGGAGAACAAAUGGGAAUUGCUUGAUUCGAUGAAAGUAGGAUUAAAGCAUAACUUGAUAGCCUUGUCAGCUCGUGAUGAUUAUUCCACGAUAAUAAUUUAUGGGGGAGAGACUUUUAUUCCAAAUACCGAUAAAAGCAUUAAAGUUGAAUCGCAGAUUUAUGAGUACGAUAUUAAUGCGAAAAAAUGGACCAUGAAUCCAAAAUAUCGAGGGAAACCACCACCAAAUCGUUUAUCUUUUGCAAGUUAUGCUCAAAACUUGGAGGAUGGGAUGAUUUAUUUAUUUGGAGGGAUAUCAAAUGAUGGAAGAAAGAUCAAUAAUAAAUUAUAUUCCAUUGACACAAAUGAUAAACGAUGGAAUGAAGAAACUGCGGAUGAUGCGCCUCCCGGAGUAUUUGGGUCAGCUUGCACCCUGUUGAAGGAUGGUAAAAUCGUAUUCAUUGGCGGAGCAAAUUUCGGUGAUUUAGAUAAGUUGACAUUAUCACAAAUGAACAAAUUGAAUAUUUACGACACAGUAAAUGGUAAAUGGAGCAUUCGAUCCACUUCCGAUAAGAAUUUGCCCGAAGGUAGGAUCGGACACACCGUCACAUUAUAUGAUAAUAAAAUCAUUAUAAUCGGUGGGAUAAACCUGAAAAAUGAGAAAGCAAGCGUUCCGUAUCUGUUUUAUCUGGACCUUGAUGAAUGGGAUUGGAAAAAUUUAAAGUCUGAUCAAUCCAACUAUAAUGGAUUUGCUAGAUUUGGACAUAACACGAUUUUGCACGAUGAUCAUUUAUUUGUUACUUUUGGUCAAAGUACUAAUGAAAAUGAUGAAAUCAAUCCAAUCGAAGCGAUUAACGCGGAUAACCUUGAAAGAAUUAUUCAACCACCAAGGAAUUCUAACAAGGAGAAAGGUGAAAAUAAUAAUAAUCCCGUUGGUCUCCCUGAAGAAGGGGUGAUUUAUGAUAAUCCUGCAACUGACGUUACACCGAAUUCCCUUGAGAAAGAUAAUUCAGUUAUUCUUACUUUAAGUAUUGUAGGAGGUAUCUUUUUGAUGAUUAUUAUUUUGACAGCGUUAUUGCUUAUUUACAUAAAGAGGCGCAAAUUCAAGAUUGGUAAUGACAUUAAUAGUAACAAAACUACUUCUAUUCUCCCUGUUACUACUCGAAAUAUUACGAGAAAAAAAGUGCCAACUUUAUUUAGAGAUUCCACAAGCACUCAUAAUACGACUUAUUAUCCGAAUAUAGUAAAUGAAUCGAUUGGUGAUAUACAAAAUGCCAAUAAUGUUAAAACUACUACGGUAAAACCAAAAACUCCGACGGUAAUUUAUGCUUCAGGUGUUUCUUCCGUUUUUGCUGAUUUAUUAUUUACUGGUUCAAUUGAGGACACAAAUGAAUCAAAUGAUGAUGUCGAUGCUUCAGGGUUCUAUAGAUCAAAAACCGACCUUGAUGUUGUGGAAGAGGUACAAGAGGUACUCACUCCCUAG